Messenger RNA from Sorghum bicolor (sorghum), 1716 nucleotides. RefSeq names its product receptor-like protein 51. Gene Ontology annotation, molecular function: protein binding. Lineage: Eukaryota; Viridiplantae; Streptophyta; Magnoliopsida; Poales; Poaceae. The record is from RefSeq and is a predicted model, not a curated record. The coding region runs from base 160 to 1404 and encodes 414 amino acids. The transcript has a single exon.
UCCGCGCGCAUCCGACGGUGGACAGCGGGUCCGGCUCGUGCCCGUGGAGAGAGCGCGGCUUUGAAGAAGCCAAGCCUUUCUCAGGUUCCCACCCACGCGCGCUCUCGCUCGCCUCGCCAAUCGCCACUGCGCGUGCCUGCCUGCUCUCCGUCCACGGGCAUGGACGCCGCUGCCCUCUUCCUCUCUCGCCUCCUCCCCCUCCUCGUCGUCGCGGCAAUCGCGGGCGCGGCGCCGCUGGACCCGCAGCAGCUGCUGGCGCUGCGCGCGCUAGGCCUGGGCGCGCACCCGCGCGCCGACCCCUGCGGCGCGGGCGCCACCGCGGGCGCGGUGAACGCUUCCUGCGACGCGGGGGCGCCGUUCCGGCGCGUCACGUCGCUCGCCCUCAAGAACUGCUCCGACACCACCUCCGUCUCGGCCGCGGCGCUCGAGGCGCUCGCGCCGUCGCUCCGGGCGCUGGCAUUCUCCGACUGCCCGGCCGCGCCGCCGCGAGCUCUGCCCCCGGAGCAGCUGGCGUCCGGGCUCCAGGCGUUCUCCUGCACCGCCUCGCUCCACCGCCUCUCCGCCGUGUGGCUCUCUCACCUCACCAAUCUCACUGAGCUCACCGUCGCGGACACGCCCCUCGCCACGGGCUCCCCCACCGAGCUCGCAGUCGUCGUCUCCCACAUGGAGCACCUCAUCCGCCUCACCAUCUCCAAUGCCAACCUCUCCGGCUUCCUCCCGCACCACUGGCAUUGCCCCAACCUCACUCACCUAGACCUGUCUGGCAACCGCAUCACCGGCGCCAUCCCAGACACCCUCACACUCCUCGCCGGCAUCACCCACAUCAACCUCAGCUCCAACGUUCUCAAUGGGCCCAUCCCCACCUCCAUCGGCGAUCUCAUUUCGCUCACCACCCUGGACCUGUCCAAUAACACACUCUCCGGUGGCAUCCCGGACACCCUCUCUACGCUGCCGGAGCUGGAGGUGCUCAAUCUGGGCUCCAACCGGCUCAACGGCAGCAUACCGCUGUUCCUAGCCGAGAUUCGGGGGCUGAGGGAGCUCAACAUCGAGAACAACGACUUCGACGGCAUGGUGCCCUUCACCGCCAAGUUCCUGUCCAGGCUGCGCGUCUUCAGGGCCGCCGGGAACAGCAAGCUGUGCUACAACCGGUCCGUGCUGUCCGCCGAGAUCGCCGUGGGCGUGGCGCCGUGCGACAAGUAUGGAUUCCCGGUGCUGCCGCCCCCGGCCACGGCGCGGUCGGAGCGAAGCGCGGACUACGACGACGGCGGCGGGGACGGAGAGGCGGACGCCGGCGCCGACACGAGGGGUGGACCCAGCGCGACGGUGCUCGGUGUGGCCAUUGGGCUGUCCUGCCUGGCGUUCCUGGUCAUCUUGCUCGUUUGCAUUUGCAAGGUGUGCCGCUGAUGCGCGGCGCCGCCUCUGCCGCCUGCUAUUUCUCCAUGGCUCCAUCUCCAUGCCAUGUCUUCUGCCGAGUUCGUUAGUCGGUUCUGCCCGAUUCUGCUGUUGCUCAUUGUGCCGUAAAAAAAUGUAUGAAGUACUGAUAGCUAGGAUCAAUUGACUCUUAAUUUAUUCACCUGUAAUUUUUUGGCGCCGUUCUUCGCUCUUGGUCGCGUUUCCGCCUUCAAGACGCAAAGAAUAGCUGUAUACAAAAGAGGGUUAUGUCAUUUGGAGGAGCAGCUAUGCCAAAUGUUUUGGGUACACAACCAGAUUUUACAA